Messenger RNA from Yamadazyma tenuis ATCC 10573, 1689 nucleotides. RefSeq names its product Pbp2p (gene PBP2). Gene Ontology annotation, molecular function: mRNA binding. The record is from RefSeq and is a predicted model, not a curated record. Gene Ontology annotation, cellular component: nucleus; cytoplasm. Gene Ontology annotation, biological process: regulation of gene expression. NCBI's taxonomy places the organism in Eukaryota, Fungi, Ascomycota, Pichiomycetes, Serinales, Debaryomycetaceae.
AUGUCAUCAAGCACCAACAGUAAUGUAUUGAAGCGGAAGAACGAGGACUCGGACUCUGUAAGUGAUGAUAUCUCCAAGAAACGAGUCGCGUUGGACGGUGAACAGAUUGACGAAUCUUUAAAGCAAGAAGUGGAAGCAAAAACUGCUCCUGCUAUAGGUUCGAGCAAUUCUUCUGAUGAAGAAGAGUACGACCCCAGUGUACCGGGCCUCAAGUCUCCUCCCGCGGUGGAUGUGGCCACGGAGUCGAACGAGUCUAAGCAGGCUUCGGAGGAGCCUGAAGAAGAACACAAAUCUCCAGAACAUUCACAACCACAAAGACCAUCCCAACCCGUAUCAACAACCGGCGACGAAUCACCCAGCGUGUCGCACAAUCCCGUCUCGUCCGUGACGUACCAGCGAGAGAAAGAAGAUCCCACUGUUGUGCUGUUCAGAAUGUACUGUCCUGUAAAAGAAGCCGGGCUCAUUGUGGGUAAGAAAGGUGAACAGAUUAAUCACAUUCGAGACAGAGCGAAUGUCAAGGUGUUUGUGAGUGACAACAUCAAGGGUGUUCCCGAACGGAUUGUGACCGUGAGAGGGUCUGCGGAAAACGUGGCCAAGGCCUUCGGAUUGGCUGUCAGAGCCAUUUUGGAUGAGCCUGAAGAUGAAGCUUCAUCAAUCAAUAGCAGUCUGUACGACUUGAGACUAUUAAUUCCUCAUCCUCUCGUGGGAUACAUCAUCGGUAAGCAAGGAAGCAAGUUCAGAGAGAUUGAAGAGAAUUCGGCUGCAAAAUUAAAGGCAGCAGAAACUCCAUUACCUUAUUCUACUGACCGGAUCUUAUUAAUAAAUGGGGUUAGUGAUGCCAUUCACAUCGCCGUAUACUACGUGGCACAGGUGGUUCUUGAACAUAAGGAUGCUUUGCUGAAACAGAAAAUUGUAUUUUACAAUCCGGCAAACUACCAACCUAACUCCAAUCCCCUAAGCACAUUAACAGGAAUGAGUCCUCCUGUUAAUAACAACAUGAACAUGAAUACCAUGGGAAAUAUGGGUAACAUGAGUAACGUGGGUGGGAUGAACAACAACAUGAAUGCCUUGAGUGCUUUGAACAGCUUGAGUAGUAUGAUGAUGCCAAAUAACAAUGUCAUGAUGAACCCCAUGGCCAAUGCUCCUAUGGGCAACCCGACAAUGGGAAAUGCUCAUAUGGGGAACUCUCCAAUGGCCAACAACUCUAUGGGGAUGCAGAAUCCUCAAAGUCCUUAUGCUGCUUCCAAGCAGCCAUAUAAUUUUCAAAUGAUGUUUCAACCAUCCAAUAACCCCCAACAAAACUAUAACUCCAGACAACCCAUCAACGCUCCCCCACAACAAGCCUAUACCGAUGAACUCGGUAACUCCAUGGUCGGUGAAGUGUUGACGCAUCCUCUAGUACCAAGUGGUUCAGGUGACAAAUAUAACCAAGAUGUGUUUGUAGCAAACAAUAGUAUUGGAUCUGUUAUUGGAAAAGGAGGAAACAACAUUAAACAAAUACGGGAAACCUCUGGAUGUACAUAUGUGAAGAUUGAGCCCGAUAGAGGAGAUACCAUGAUGCUUGGAGGAGGAAGAGGUCGUUUGAAUAUGAGAAAGUUGACCUUGACCGGGUCCUUAAACUCUAUCAACACAGCCAUAUAUUUGAUCAACCAAAGAAUCAAUACCGAUAAGGAAAGAAACUUGAACUAG